AUGACUGGAGGAGAUUCGAAGACCCUCAUGUUCGUACAAAUCAGUCCUACCGAGAAGGAUCUAAGCGAGACACUAUGCUUACUGAAUUUUGCUAGCAAAGUUGAUAAAUGGAAGCAAGACAUGAAAGGAAAAGACGAACAGAUGAGGAAAAUGGAGGAAACGAUGUUCGGCUUAGAAGCAAAGAUUAAGGAACGAGACACUAAGAACAAAACCCUUCAAGACAAGAUCAAAGAACUUGAAUCACAUCUGCUGGUGGAGAGGAAGCUGGCUCGUCAACACGUAGACACCAAGAUUGCUGAGCAGCAGAUAAAACAGCAGAACGAAGAUGAAAACAACACAUCAAAGAGGCCACCACUUGCAAAAUACUGUUGGGAAGCAACAAGGUCUCAAGCGAGACCUCAACUUCGAAAGAUACGGUGA
This is a messenger RNA of Thlaspi arvense, 420 nucleotides long. The record is from the annotation of a GenBank genome assembly. Lineage: Eukaryota; Viridiplantae; Streptophyta; Magnoliopsida; Brassicales; Brassicaceae.